This is a messenger RNA of Ylistrum balloti, 1556 nucleotides long. RefSeq names its product GPI ethanolamine phosphate transferase 1-like. Lineage: Eukaryota; Metazoa; Mollusca; Bivalvia; Pectinida; Pectinidae. The record is from RefSeq and is a predicted model, not a curated record. The coding region runs from base 29 to 997 and encodes 322 amino acids. The transcript is spliced from 11 exons. Gene Ontology annotation, biological process: GPI anchor biosynthetic process. Gene Ontology annotation, cellular component: endoplasmic reticulum membrane. Gene Ontology annotation, molecular function: mannose-ethanolamine phosphotransferase activity.
AAGCUGUUUGAUUCUUGCAUUAUUUCCCAUGAUGCCCGUGGUUGGCCGAGAAACAAACUACCUCCAUGUGGGAGCUGCUGGUAUACUUGCUAUGGGUACAGGAGUAUUAGCUAUACAAAGAUUACAGUAUUUUAGAACACCUAGUCAUCAUAGCUACAGCAUUAAUUAUGUACAGCUUGUACUUACAGCCCUGUCUGUGUAUAUUGUACUGUCCACCUCACACAGUAUACAGAAGAAACAAGGACUACCCCUCAUCAACCAGGUCUUUAGCUGGCUUGUAUUAGGUGUUUCAUUGAUGAUACCAUUGUUGUCAGGAACAGGUGUAUUACAUCGCCUAUUGACGAUCAUGCUAGCCUAUCUUCCUGUCUACCUUCUGCUCAGUAUCUCACAUGAGGGGCUGUUUGUGGUCACUCUCUCUUACCUUUUGUAUUUCUGGCUACACCUGGAAAAUAGAAGUAGUGGACAGAUCAGCCAAAUCAAACCAAAGGUAGAAUCUGUAGACUUUGUCUCGCCAUUACUGCCUGAAAUCAAACAACAGCGCCACCUGCAAUUGGAAGACGUCCGCAGAGCUUUUUAUUUUGUUUUCCUGAUGCUGACUGGCUUUUUCGGCACUGGGAAUAUAGCCAGCAUUAACAGUUUUGAACCAGCAUCUGUGUACUGUUUUAUGACUGUCUUCAGCCCGUUCACCAUGGGAACUCUUAUGAUGUUAAAGAAUGUAAUACCAUUCGUGCUUGUGACAUGCACGUUCAGGGCCAUCCAUAUUACUACGCAUGUCCCGAUCAGAGCAUUAUUCCUACUGGUACUCGCCAUGUCAGACUUCAUGGCCAUGAACUUUUUUUUCCUGGUCCGUGAUUAUGGUAGUUGGCUCGAGAUUGGUACAAGCAUCAGUCAUUACGUCAUUGUUAUGUGUAUGAUCAUAUUCCUUAUGUUGUUGUUUGGCCUGUCUCACGGGCUAACCACAUUCUCAGUGAUACCCCGUAAAAUUCAUAGGAACUAAAAUGGCUUACCAUAUUCCCUGUGAUACCACGGAGAGUGCACAUGAACUUGGCUGUCUUUACACAUUCACAGUGAUGCCUCGCAAAGUCCACAGGAACAGAACUUGGUUAUCACUUUCCCUGUGAUACCACAGAUCAAAACUGGUUUUUCACAUUUUCCGUGAAAGUAAACAAAGCUAAAAGGAAGUUAACGGGUUCACUAUAUUCUAGUUCCGCCACAACGUUCAGGGAACAGUACGAGUUCAGAAACAAAAAGUUUUAUAACGUUUUAUAAAAAGAGAUAAUGGCGAAUUUACAUUCUUGUAAUAAAAAGGAAAUUUUGAACUGCGACGCAUCCGUCUACAUGUGUUUAGAAAUCAAAUGCAGAAAUACAGUUAAAUGUCCAUUGAUUUGAUAAACAAUUUCCUAAGCAUGUAUAAUGCAUAGUAAUCGAAAAUGCGACGUUCAUACUUAACAAAUGAUUACAUUUGUUGCUCAUAAAUACUGCUCCUUGCAAGAUGUUCUUUCCCUAUAAACGAGAACUUCCUAUCUAAUUUAAUGAGCUCAGACUUUCAUUGAUAC